GCGACGCGCGCCGGGGCGACGUCAACGCAGCUCGCUGAGCUCCACCGACCUGUGUACCGCGGCGGUGCCGCGGCUGAGUCUCCGAGGGCCGGGCGGGCGGUUUGCCAGGGGUUUUAGCGACACCAUGGACAACUCCGGGAAGGAGGCGGAGGCGGUGGCGCUGCUGGCCGAGGCCGAGCGCAAGGUGAAGAACUCGCAGUCCUUUUUCUCGGGCCUCUUCGGGGGCUCAUCCAAAAUAGAGGAAGCAUGCGAGAUCUAUGCCCGUGCAGCCAACAUGUUCAAGAUGGCCAAGAACUGGAGUGCCGCUGGCAACGCUUUCUGCCAGGCAGCCCAGCUGCACCUGCAGCUGCAGAGCAAGCAUGACGCGGCCACCUGCUUCGUGGAUGCAGGCAACGCCUUCAAGAAAGCAGACCCCCAAGAGGCCAUUAAUUGCCUGAUGCGCGCCAUCGAGAUCUACACGGACAUGGGUCGGUUCACCAUCGCGGCCAAGCACCACAUCUCCAUCGCUGAGAUCUAUGAGACGGAGCUGGUGGACAUCGAGAAGGCCAUAGCCCACUAUGAACAGUCAGCAGAUUACUACAAAGGCGAGGAGUCCAACAGCUCAGCCAACAAGUGUCUACUGAAGGUGGCAGGGUAUGCGGCCCAGCUGGAGCAGUACCAGAAGGCCAUCGACAUCUACGAGCAGGUGGGGACCAACGCCAUGGAUAGCCCCCUGCUCAAGUAUAGCGCCAAGGACUACUUCUUCAAGGCUGCCCUCUGCCACUUCUGCAUUGACAUGCUCAACGCCAAGCUGGCAGUGCAGAAGUAUGAGGAGCUGUUCCCUGCCUUCUCCGACUCCCGGGAGUGCAAGCUGACCAAGAAACUGUUGGAAGCCCACGAGGAGCAAAAUGUGGAUAGCUACACCGAGGCAGUGAAGGAGUAUGAUUCCAUCUCACGACUGGACCAGUGGCUUACCACCAUGCUGCUGCGCAUCAAGAAGACCAUCCAGGGUGACGAUGAGGACCUGCGCUAGCCGCCUCUGCCUACGGGCCGGACAUGCGCCUCCCUUCCUGCUGUGCCCUCUGCCCCACCGACUUAUUUAAGCCCCCAGAGGUGCCCUUGUCCACCGGAAAGCCAGAAUCCAUGGCACAGACCUGUUUGCUGGGGGCACUGCCAGGUGCUGGAGUCCGCAGCUGGCCCCACGCCUGGACCGCUGAGGCACUGCUUGACCUUCCCUGGCCCCAGCUCAGCCUAGCACAUGUAGCUGAGACCUGCCCUCACAGCAGGGGGUGGACUCCUGCUCCCUGAGGCCGCACCUUUUCCAGGAAACCUCAGGCCGCAAGGCCCAGGCUUGCCCCUACCCCUGCCCCUCCAUCUGCUUUCCCUGUGCUUCAGGGUUUGAGGUGGGAGCUGCAGCUGGCCCAGGAAAGGAAAUAAACAUCACCACUUCA
Messenger RNA from Sorex araneus (European shrew), 1430 nucleotides. It is a transcript of the gene NAPA, whose product is annotated as NSF attachment protein alpha. Gene Ontology annotation, cellular component: vacuolar membrane; synaptobrevin 2-SNAP-25-syntaxin-1a complex; terminal bouton. Gene Ontology annotation, molecular function: soluble NSF attachment protein activity; syntaxin binding. NCBI's taxonomy places the organism in Eukaryota, Metazoa, Chordata, Mammalia, Eulipotyphla, Soricidae. The transcript is spliced from 11 exons. The record is from RefSeq and is a predicted model, not a curated record. Gene Ontology annotation, biological process: regulation of synaptic vesicle priming; synaptic transmission, glutamatergic; intracellular protein transport. Bases 125 to 1012 code for a protein of 295 amino acids.